Messenger RNA from Chionomys nivalis (European snow vole), 4536 nucleotides. It is a transcript of the gene B3glct, whose product is annotated as beta 3-glucosyltransferase. Lineage: Eukaryota; Metazoa; Chordata; Mammalia; Rodentia; Cricetidae. The coding region runs from base 92 to 1561 and encodes 489 amino acids. The record is from RefSeq and is a predicted model, not a curated record. Gene Ontology annotation, molecular function: acetylglucosaminyltransferase activity. The transcript has 15 exons. Gene Ontology annotation, cellular component: membrane.
GGGAAGGAGGAGGGGAGCGCGAGAAGGGUCAGGCGCGCAGGGCUUCCGCGCAGCUCGGCUCCGGGAAGGGCGCGCAGCCUCCACCGCCGGGAUGCGGCCGCCCGCGCUACUGGCGCUGCUCAGCUGCUCCGCGGCUUUUGCUGUGGUGUCUAAGGAGAUAAAAGAAAAGGCCACGCUUUCCCAGGAUUCGGAGCAGAGUAGUCUAUCAAGGAAGCAUGACAUAGACUUAAAAGAAAUUGUGUUUGUCAUCCAGAGUCAAAGUAAUUCUUUUCAUGCCAAGAGAGCAGAAGAGCUGAAAAGGAGCAUCUUAAAGCAGGCUGCAAGUCUGACACAGGAUCUUCCCAGAGUCCUCCUUCUCCAUCAGCUGGCGAAGCAGGAAGGUGCUUGGACCAUCCUUCCCUUGUUACCACACUUUUCUGUAACAUAUAGCAAGAAUUCAGCGUGGAUCUUCUUCUGUGAAGAAGAGACGAGAAUACAAAUCCACAGACUCCUAGAAACACUCAGGCGGUAUGAUCCAGCUAAGGAGUGGUUUUUAGGAAAAGCUUUGCAUGAUGAAGAAUCAACGAUCGUUCACCAUUACGCCUUCUCUGAGAACCCUACAGCCUUUAAAUAUCCCGACUUCGCUGCUGGCUGGGCCCUUAGCAUCCCACUUGUAAAUAAGCUUACCAAGAGGUUAAAGAGUGAGCCCCUGAAGUCUGACUUCACCAUAGAUUUAAAGCAUGAGAUUGCCCUCUACAUCUGGGACAAGGGCGGAGGACCUCCUCUCACUUCCGUGCCUGAGUUUUGUACAGCCGAGGCUGGCUCCCACUGUGCCACCACGUUCCAUUCCUUCCUACCACUCUGUGGAACACCAGUGGAGAAGGCGGCGAUUUUUGUUGCAGUGAAAACAUGCAAGAAAUUUCAUGGCGAUAGAAUCCCCAUCGUAAAGAAGACAUGGGCAGCACAGGCAAGCCUUCUCGAGUACUACAGUGACCACGCCGAAAGUGCCAUUCCUACAGUGGACCUGGGAGUCCCCAAUACGGACAGAGGUCACUGUGGAAAAACUUUUGCCAUUUUGGAAAGGUUUUUGAAUCGCAGCCAUGACAAAAUAGCGUGGUUAGUGAUUGUGGACGAUGACACACUGAUCAGCAUCUCCAGGCUCCGACAUUUGCUUAGCUGCUACAACUCCAGUGAUCCUGUGUUUCUGGGUGAGCGCUAUGGCUAUGGCCUGGGCACAGGCGGCUACAGCUACAUCACAGGAGGAGGCGGCAUGGUCUUCAGCAGGGAAGCCGUCCAGAGACUUCUUGCCAGCAACUGCCGAUGCUACAGCAACGACGCCCCCGACGACAUGGUCCUGGGCAUGUGCUUCAGCGGGUUGGGGGUUCCCGUGACACACAGUCCCCUCUUCCAUCAGGCUCGGCCAGUGGAUUACCCCAAGGACUACCUCUCCCAUCAGAUUCCUAUAUCGUUCCACAAACACUGGCACAUUGACCCGGUGAAGGUGUAUCUCACGUGGCUGGCACCCAGCGAGGAAGACAGCGCCACGCAGGAGACAUGGAAGAAUCCAAGAGAAGAGUUAUAGAACAGAACCUGGGAGGAGCCGAGAGAGAGUCACCCCAUGUGCCGAGCUGUGAUCCAGCUGCUUGGGUAUGCCACACGAAACAGACAUCUCUCAGCCUUCGUGGAAAUAGGGUAUUUUUUGAUGGGUGGACUUGGGGGAACCUGGGGAAUUCCUUGUUUUGAGUGAUGUCGUUAUUGUAACACAGUGAUUACUGUGCCUCUUUUUUUCUGGGCUGUGACUCAACAGCUUUGUGACUGUCACAGGAAAUAAAUGGUACCCGAAGUCCUUUUCUGUUCUCUUCGUUGUAACGGGGAUUCUAAUACAAGAAUGUGACAGACUGUCAUGCUAUAUAAACACUGAGUCUUUCCAUAUGGAGAGUGCUAGUGGAAUGAACCUUUAAGCCAGCAGUUCUCAACCUGUGGGUUGUGAACCCUUUGGGGGUAAAAUGACCCCUUCACAGGGGUCACAUAAGACCAUCAGAAAAACCCAGAGAUUUACAUUACAAUUCAAAAUAGUAGCAAAAUUUCAGUUAUGAUGUAGUAACGAAAAUAAUUUUAUGGUUGGGGGGUCACCACGUAUGAGGGACCGUAUUAAAGGGUCGCAGCAUUAGGAAGGUUGAGAACCACUGCUUUAAAGGGUCCCAUUGAUGAUGGAAAUUAGUUCCCGGGACUGAUUCAUAAAACGUAAAAGUCAUUGUGAAAUCCCCUCUCUCGUACAAUCAUGGUUGUCGUUUGUUACCUCCUCGGCUGGUUACACCCCAGAAAUAGAGACUCGAGAAUAACCACUGACGUUCUCCCGGAAGUCCUCUGCUGUAGUGAGUGUAGAGUGUUGCCAGGAGUUCCGAUGCCAGGCCCACAGGUCUCUUCUAUGUCAGCAAACCCCGUGGGAGUCCGAGGAUCCCGUGGGAGUCCGAGGAUCCCGUGGGAGUCCGAGGAUCCCGUGGGAGUCCGAGGAUCCCGUGGGAGUCCGAGGAUCCCGUGGGAGUCCGAGGAUCCCGUGGGAGUCCGAGGAUGUGAGCUGCACCGGGAGCUGGAGUCAUGCGCGCAUUUCUCCGAGUGUUCCUUAAUAACUUGCUUCUGGCUCAGGAUCGACAGCGUUCACUCUGGCCGCUGCAGCUCGGAACUCAUGGAAGGGACAACAUGGGGUUUGGCAAUUUCCCUGGGUUCUUAAGGAAUGAAAUGGAAUAGAGUGUUUUGAAGCAGCCCUCAUUUCCAAACCGUACCUUUUAAAAUGUAGUAGUUUAACAAUUCAGUAUUGAUGUAUAAGAAACACUGCGUGUUAAUGUUUAAAGCGAGAUGACUGUGUUAUAAGAAGGUAUUUGCACAUUGAUUUGAUCUCGAGCUCGUAAGUUUUGUAUAUUGCAAUGCUUUCCUUUCUGUUUUCAGUCCUCAGUUCAUUAACCUUGUGUAUAAGGCUUCUAAACCCCACAGGUUUAAAGCCACACCACCAAAAGUUCCUGUUUUUUUUUUUUUUUUUUUAACAUUGUGUAUUUUCCAUGUAGCUUACCUUUGACUCAUGUCCAAGUUCCUGCAACAGUGUUUGUCCUUCUUCCCAGCAUCAUUAAGUAUCCGGACUAAUGUAUGGCAGUGCUGUACCUGCUACUUCUGGUCUCUGGCGGAACGCACUGCGCUCAGUCUGUGAGAACCGACUUUGUGGUCCAGCCAGCAAGUGGACUGGGGACAGUUGUGUGAACGUAAAGGACCGUCAGGGUUUCUGGGUGUUGUGCUGUCAUGGCUGCGAGUGUGACCAUUGCUGCCAUUGUACUUGACAUUGCAAUAUUAGUCCUGGGGGACCUGACUGCUACUCCAGUGCAGUGCAGGGAAGUCCUUAGUCAUCCCCACCCCUGUCUGCCUCUGCUCAUGCAAUGUCACCAGCCAGAGAAGAGAGUUCCCUUUAACAGGACAGAAGCCGCGUGUCUGAACAUGAAGACCUGAGUCAGCCUUUCUUCUCUGUUGUGAUCUGUGGCUUCAUCUGGCUCUGGGGAUCCUUCCCUGGUAUGUCCAGAUAGGUGGUCAAAUUUCUUUCCUCUUUGGAACCACAGAAGUCUAACCAUGAAUAAAACCUCUUCAGUUUACUUCUGAUUUUGCAUUUUAUCUAUUAGUUGAGGUCAGAGAGGGGGUGGGGAGGAGUGUGCAGGACAGGCAUUGAGAAAUUGGGAGCACGCGCAGAUCACUAAGACAGUGCCAGCUAACCACUUUAGGAAAAGGCAACAAAGUUAAAAACACAGCUAUAAAGUUAGUAUGCUUGGAUAUAUAGCAAAUGACAAGCCCUAUUUGAGCACCAAGUGAGAAUUGAUGUCUAAAAAAAAAACAACCUUAAUCUGGAGCCUGGAUUUUUCAGGGUACAUACUAUCCUCUUUGGUGUUCUUUUUCUCUUUAAGGAUUUCUUUACCAGUGGAUAUUUUUAUCCUAAGGAUUUAGCACUGAGGAUUUAUGUGUGAAUUACCUGGUAGGCCAUUUUUUCCUUUUAAGCUGUUUCUCAUGACCUAGCACAUUGCCCGGCGGUGUAGGAUAUUUUACAUCUUACAGCUAAAUCGGAAGUCGAGACUCAAAAAUAACCUUUGUCGAAUGCUUGGAAACAUAAUCGCGUGCCAGCCUGAGUAAUGAUGCCAUGCAGGGCGUGGAAAUGCCAGUGUUCUCUGCGCGUCCCAAUUGAUUGAAGCCAUUCAGCGCUUCUGCCUCCCUCGUUGUUAUGGAUGCCUGUAGAGAACUCAGAGAUUCACAGUGUGGUAGACAUUUGUAAGAAUGCCUGUGGUGCUCGCAUUCAUAAAGAUGUCGUUUCUGCGGAAGAAAAUCAAUCAUUACCCCAUGAAGUAAUGUAUCAGACUUCCAAGAGUGCCCUUUCCCCCACUCACUGCCUUGUUCCUGCCAUCUCUGAAUGACUGGCGUGAAAGGGUGCUAUGGUUUACGUCCCCAAGCCCUCUAAACAAAUCACCUGUGAAAUGUGUUUCUCCUCCAUUCUAUAGAAUAAAAUAAAAAAAGGCUUUGUUUGUCGUA